GAAACUUGCCAUUUAGGGGUGGGGGACAGCGAAUGACCUAGUACAGCACGGCAGGGUCUUUAGCCCGACCCAUAGGGCGGCCCGAGGAGGUCCCCACCUAUGAAUUCUGUCCCAGUCGGCGCGUCACAACCUCUGUCUCCAAAUUUUUUCCAACACACGCGCUCCUUUUCUAGGAAGCCAGAGUUCGCUCAGCGCACGGAUCCCGACGUUCUAGGUUCCCCGGGGUGGUCUCAGUUGGUGCAAACAGGCAGCAAGCCCUGGUGACUGCUUCUUUUUCUCCUUUCAUACAAGCAGAGCUUCGGUGUUGUCCCCAGAGCCUCCGAAGUUCUCUGUCCAGCCGCACCCAUGCUUCUGGCGCGAAUGAACCCGCAGGUGCAGCCGGAGCUCGGCGGGGCGGACCCGCUUCCUGAGCAACCCCUGGGGCCCUGCAAAACCGCGGAUAUGCUGGUGGUGAAGGAGCGCAACGGCGUCCAGUGCCUCCUGGCGUCCCAGGAUGGGGACGCGCAGCCCCGGGAGACUUGGGGCAAGAAGAUUGAUUUCCUGCUGUCUGUGGUCGGCUUCGCGGUGGACCUGGCCAACGUGUGGCGCUUCCCCUAUCUCUGCUACAAGAAUGGUGGUGGUGCCUUCCUGAUCCCAUACACGCUCUUCCUCAUCAUCGCUGGCAUGCCCCUGUUCUACAUGGAGCUGGCUCUGGGGCAGUACAACCGGGAAGGGGCGGCCACUGUGUGGAAGAUCUGCCCGUUCUUCAAAGGAGUGGGCUACGCUGUGAUCCUCAUAGCCCUUUAUGUCGGGUUUUACUACAACGUCAUCAUUGCCUGGUCACUCUACUACCUCCUUGCAUCUUUCACCUUGAACCUUCCUUGGACCAACUGUGGCCAUGCCUGGAACAGUCCCAACUGCACUGACCCCAAUCUCCUCAAUGCCUCCGUGCUGGGCGACCAUACCAAGUACUCCAAAUACAAGUUCACACCGGCUGCAGAGUUUUAUGAACGGGGUGUCCUGCACCUGCAUGAGAGCAGUGGGAUCCAUGACAUCGGCCUGCCUCAGUGGCAGCUGCUGCUCUGCCUGAUGGUCGUCAUCAUUGUCUUGUAUUUCAGCCUCUGGAAAGGAGUGAAGACAUCGGGCAAGGUCGUGUGGAUCACAGCUACCCUACCUUACUUUGUGCUAUUUGUGCUCCUGGUCCAUGGUGUCACACUGCCUGGUGCCUCCAACGGCAUCAACGCCUACCUGCACAUUGACUUCUACCGCCUCAAAGAGGCCACGGUAUGGAUUGAUGCUGCAACCCAGAUAUUUUUUUCCCUGGGGGCUGGAUUUGGAGUCUUGAUUGCAUUUGCCAGUUACAAUAAAUUUGACAACAACUGUUACAGGGAUGCCCUGCUGACCAGCACCAUCAACUGUGUUACCAGUUUUAUUUCUGGGUUUGCCAUCUUCUCCAUCCUUGGUUACAUGGCCCAUGUACAUAAGGUCAAGAUUGAGGAUGUUGCCACUGAAGGAGCUGGUCUUGUGUUUAUCCUGUAUCCAGAAGCCAUCUCUACUCUGUCGGGAUCCACAUUCUGGGCUGUUCUGUUCUUCUUGAUGCUCCUGGCUCUGGGGCUAGACAGCUCAAUGGGAGGCAUGGAAGCAGUCAUCACAGGACUGGCCGAUGACUUCCAGGUCCUGAAGAGACACCGGAAACUCUUCACAUUUGGUGUCACAAUCAGCACCUUCCUUCUGGCCAUGUUUUGUAUAACCAAGGGAGGAAUUUAUGUACUCACUCUGCUGGACACCUUUGCAGCAGGCACCUCCAUUCUGUUUGCGGUGCUGAUGGAAGCCAUUGGGGUAUCCUGGUUUUAUGGUGUGGACAGAUUCAGCAAUGACAUCCAACAGAUGAUGGGGUUUAAGCCAGGCCUGUACUGGAGGCUGUGUUGGAAGUUUGUGAGCCCCGCCUUCCUCCUGUUUGUGGUGGUGGUCAGCAUCAUCAACUUCAAGCCACUAACCUAUGAUGACUACAUCUAUCCUCCCUGGGCCAACUGGGUUGGGUGGGGCAUUGCCCUCUCAUCCAUGAUCCUGGUACCUGCCUAUAUCAUCUACAAGUUCUUCAGCAUCCGGGGCUCCCUUUGGGAGAGACUGGCCUAUGGAAUCACACCGGAGAAUGAGCACCACCUGGUGGCCCAGAGAGAUGUGAGACAGUUCCAGGUAGAUGCAGAGUUCACCUUGGGUUGUGGGGGGCAGGAUGUGUUGCGGCACUGGCUGACUAUCUGA
Molecule: messenger RNA, 2241 nt
Organism: Acomys russatus (golden spiny mouse)
Lineage: Eukaryota; Metazoa; Chordata; Mammalia; Rodentia; Muridae
Gene: Slc6a2
Product: solute carrier family 6 member 2
Exons: 14
Coding region: 346-2241 (631 amino acids)
Biological process (GO): sodium ion transmembrane transport; dopamine uptake involved in synaptic transmission
Cellular component (GO): presynaptic membrane; plasma membrane; neuron projection
Molecular function (GO): neurotransmitter:sodium symporter activity; dopamine:sodium symporter activity; norepinephrine:sodium symporter activity
Source: RefSeq, a predicted model, not a curated record